AUGCAAAGUCCCACCGUCUUCAAGUACAUCAUCAUCGGGGACAGCGGUGUCGGGAAGAGCUGUCUGCUGUUACAGUUCAUCGAUCGACGGUUUGAGCCGCUGCAUGACCUCACCAUCGGCGUCGAGUUCGGCACACGCCUGGUCACAGUGCGGGGCCAGCAGAGCGUGAAGCUGCAGAUCUGGGACACGGCAGGGCAGGAGAGCUUCCGUAGCAUCACGCGAAGCUACUACCGUGGCGCGAGCGGAGCGCUGUUGGUUUACGACGUGACCGAGCGCAGCAGCUUCGCACAUCUGCAGAGCUGGCUCGAGGACGCCCGCGCGAACGCAGCGACGGCGAUUGUGAUUAUGCUGAUCGGGAACAAGUACGACUUGGAGGGGGAGCGUCAGGUGAGUCGCGAGGAGGGUGAGGCUUUCGCGCGGAAGAAUGGCUUGCUUUUUACGGAGACAAGCGCGAAGACCGCGCUGAAUGUUGACGAAGCGUUUUUGAAGACGGCAACGACAAUUUACGAGAACGUGCAGGCGGGGUUGAUUGAUGAAUCUGUAGUUUCUGGAAAACCUAUUUCGUCUUUGAGUUCCAGAGGAGGAAUGGGAAGCCCUCAACGAGACUCUGAACAGACGAAUAAUUUUAGCUUUAAAGGUUGCUGUUAG
Phytomonas sp. Hart1 is the source of this 648-nucleotide messenger RNA. NCBI's taxonomy places the organism in Eukaryota, Euglenozoa, Kinetoplastea, Trypanosomatida, Trypanosomatidae. The record is from the annotation of a GenBank genome assembly.